This is a messenger RNA of Rhopilema esculentum, 4519 nucleotides long. The record is from RefSeq and is a predicted model, not a curated record. NCBI's taxonomy places the organism in Eukaryota, Metazoa, Cnidaria, Scyphozoa, Rhizostomeae, Rhizostomatidae.
UCACAUCCCAGAGCUCGAGGAAGAAAAGCAAGGAAACAAUGUUCUCCUAACACCCAAGGAAGAAACAGGUACCGCGAUUUAUCAGGCAUGUCUAGAGAAUGACCAGGAUGAUGGAAUUUGCCUUUCUAAAGCUGCCAAUAUCAUUAGGAAACAUGUAUUUUUGCAUAAGAUUGAGGACCCUGCCCAAUUUCUUGCAUCUCAAAAAGCUUCAGUACCCCCAUCUCUUGUCACUUUCAUCAGUAUGCUCAUUAGCGGAACAUGCAUAACUGAUUCAUUACCUACAUCAGCACAUAAGGCUUCACUCACAAUAGCCCAAUUAGUGAAGUUCAAUAUGGUGAAAGGUAAGCGGUCAAAUACCACUAAUGAAAUAGCCCGCCAUAGCAAAGAGCAAGAAACGCCGUUUCCACUUUACCUUGGGUUGAUGAUUCAUUCUAAAACAAGAAAGAAAGGACUCGUUGGCCGCCUCGCAAAAUAUGGAAUGUGCGUCUCCUACGAUCGGGUACAGCAUGUCCAAACCUCAAUUGCAAAGAAAGUUUGCCAGCAAUACCAGCAGCAAGGCAUUGUUUCUCCACCGUGUCUGAAGGAAGGACUAUUCACCACUGCUGCAAUUGAUAACAUCGAUCACAACCCUUCAUCUGUCACAGCAGCCAACUCAUUCCAUGGCACCAGUAUUUCGAUCUUCCAGCACCCCGAUUCAGAGAUUCAGAUGCAUUUACCAGGUUUGCGAGAAAACGAUCAAUCUUCUAAUGUAGAGCUAAAGCUUCCAGAAAGUUACACUUCACUUCCUUCAACCAAAAGUUUUGCAGCCGAAUUUCCUUUGCAGUCAGUGAAUCCUAAUAGUGUCCUCACUAAACAGGCAACGGAUGAAUCUUUAGAAUGGCUUUCAAAUUUAAAGUCACUCAACGAAGGAAACAGCACUUUCGAUAUAAAAAAUCGUUUAUCAUGGUCUGGAUUUCAUGCACACAGAGUCCGCGACACUCCAGUAAGGUCACUUUCAACACUACUUCCAUUACUGAAAGAUUCGGUAAAUUCUUCUGCAAUGGUACGUCAUACGAUGGACAUUAUCAAGAGCAUUUUGCUAGGGUUAAAUUCCAAUCAAGCACCUGUUAUUACUGCUGAUCAACCAGUGUAUGCUUUGGGAAAACAAGUUCAAUGGAUGUACCCAGCAAUUUACGGGGAAGAUAAUUUGCUGAUGAUGCUUGGCACAUUGCAUAUUGAGAUGGCUUUUUUAGAUGCUAUAGGUGACUGGCUAGAAGGAAGUGGCUGGACAGAAAUUUUAGUAAAAGCGCAGAUCAAUUCACCCGGCCGUGCAGAGUCAUUUCUAUCAGGGAGGCAAGUAAAGCGAGCAAGAUACACACAUCAAGUUUCUUGUGCAGGCCUGUAUUUGCUACUCCAAAUGGCCCAUCUUCGAAGUAAUUCCGGUCAUUCAUUAGAAAGCUGGACAUCUAAACGCCUUGAAGAAUCAGUCCAAUUCAAGUAUUGGCACAAAGUAAUAGAAUUGGAGUCAAUUCUGCUUCUUUUGAUUUAUAGUGUUCGAGUAUCGAACUUUGAUAUGUUUGUGAGUGCUCUUGAGCAGAUUGCACCAUGGAUGUUCUCAUUAGACCACACUCAUUACGCACGAUGGCUACCCAUAUUCAUCAAUGAUCUCAAGCAAUUGAAAGAAAAGCAUCCCCGGAUCUAUGAAGAGUUCAAGAAAGGCCAUUUCACAUCAAAGAAGACCAAGAGAAAAUUUUCUAGUAUGCCCGAAGACCAGGCCCAUGAGCAGAAUAAUAAGACUGUAAAGAUUGAUGGUGGAGCAAUAGGCAUUCUAGACAACGCAACUGCAUUGAUCAAGUGGAUGAUUGCAGGUCCUGAGAUUGCAAGGUUACUUGAAUUAUUUGAAGAUGCAACGGAAAAAGAGGAUAAAAACCUCAGCCAUCAUGAAGACACUGAUGCACAUGAAAAGCGCUUUCGUCAAGAUGUCAUUUCAUUCAAAAACAUUUUUGAAGAGCUUGGCAAUCCUUUUGAAGAGAAUGAUAUACUUCUCAAUUCUGUGUCUAGAAACAUAAUGAAUGAAAGGGCUGCUGAAUCAGUCCGGUUAGCCUCAGUUAUUGGAGAGAACCAAUACCAGCAAUAUGUGUCUGAAAGGCUUGUGAGGUGUAAAGUUUCCAUCUAUUCAGCGAUCUCAAGAAACAAGCUCUCCUUGUUCAGGCAGAGAAAUUCAAUCACCAGUUCAAAGUCAAAGCUUCAAGCUAUUUCAUUAAAACAAGAUCGCAAGCUAUUUGCAUCAUUCUAUGUUGCCUGCCAGUCGAGAGAAGGCGAUCUUGGGAAGUUUUUCUCGCAUGAAAAUCAUGCCUAUCCUCCAUCAUUAUCGGAAUACGGCAAGCUAAGGAAAGGGAACAAAGCAGACGUUCUUAAAAUCCUCGAAACAUAUGGCGACGCAAGAUACGAGUGCCCAAAAACUACAGCCACAGUGAUUGAUGGUGCAGCAUUGGUUCAAAUGACUCUGCCAGGGGAUGUUCAAACAUUCGGAGAGUAUUGUUCGAAGAUAUUUGUACCAAAGGUUCUCCAAGAGCUACUAGCGGAUAGUCGCCGACGAGUAGACGUCGUUUUCGAUCGGUACUUGCCAAAAAGUCUCAAAUUUGAAGCAAGGAAACAGAGGGGAGAUGGUAUACGGAUAUCUGUUCGUGAAUCAACACCUAUUUGCAAACACUGGCGUCAGUUUCUUCGAGUUGAUAUGAACAAAGAGGAGCUAUUUACGAUGCUGGCAAGAGAGCUUGGAAAGCAAAAUACAAAUGAAAACACCAUUAUUGCAACAUCUCUUGAAAACGUAAUCUGCAAUAAUUUUUUGGUCAACUUAGCAUCUCUUGCACCAUGCAACCACGAAGAAGCCGAUACCAGGAUUUUUCUUCACACUCUACACGCUGCUAGAUCAGGCCAUCUCAAGAUUUGCAUACGAACAGUUGAUACUGAUGUUGUAGUCAUAGCCCUGUCAAUGUUCGACAAAUUGCAAAUUCAAGAGCUUUGGAUAGAGUUUGGCGCUGGUAUUCACAAACGUUGGCUUCCAGUUCACGAGUAUGCUGUUAACCUUGGAACUCAAGUUUGUGCUGCAAUUCGUUUUUGGUAUGCAUUUACAGGCUGCGACACAGUGUCCUCGUUUGGUGGCCGAGGGAAGAAAAUGGCAUGGGAUACAUGGAAAGCAUAUCCAGAUGCAACAAACGUCUUCUUGAGGUUAUCAGAGUUUGAAAGGCACCAACUGGACGAAGACGAUCUGAAACUGCUUGAACGCUAUGUAGUUCUGCUAUACGACAGAUCAAGCUCGCUACACAGCGUAGACGCGUGUCGAAGAGCACUAUUCACCUCAAAAGGACGCGAUAUCGAAAGUAUUCCACCCACAAGAGAUGCACUGGCUCAACAUUCAAGAAGAGCUAUACUGCAAGGCGGCAUAAUCUGGCGACAGUCACUUCAGAGAUGGCAAGAAAUACCAGAUGUUAAUGACUGGGGAUGGAAGAAAAACGAAAAUGAGAUAUCACCAAAGUGGAUGUUGAAUGCAGAAGCCUCGCAAGCAUGCUAUGAACUUGUUAAAUGCAGCUGUAAGAGGAAUUGCUCUUCAAGAUGCAAAUGCAAACAAUAUAAUCUUGAAUGUACUGAGCUCUGCAAAUGUUUAGGACAAUGCUCGGAUGCCAAUGAAUAAGGACAACAAAUGUAUAUCUUUGUUACCCUUGUGCAUGUUUAAGUUGUUAUUGUCUUAUGCCUGAACGGGAUAUCAAAUAGCCAUUCCAAAAAUUGCUUUUUGAGGCAUUUUAUAUGUGGGAUGGGCAUGUCUCUUCAGCAGUGCAAACUGUCAUUUCUACCAAAUUUCAUGCUGGUAUCACAACUAGCAGCAACAAUAUUAGAGUGAACACUUAUGGGGCUUGGGACCUAGUACAACAGUCUAAAAAUAGCAUUUGGGGGCAUUUCUCAGCUGGGGUCUGCAUCCUAUCUUUUUGAGCAUAUCAAACUGCCCAUUUCUUCUAACUUUCAUGUUUUUAUCACAACUAGCAGCAACAAUAUUAGAGUAAACGCUUUUGGGGCCUGGGACCAAGUACAACAGUCUAAAAAUAGCAUUUGGGGGCAUUUCUCAGCUGGGGUCUGCAUCCUAUCUUUUCGAGCAUAUCAAACUGCCCAUUUCUUCUAACUUUCAUGUUUUUAUCACAACUAGCGGCAGUAUUUUUACAAUUAACGCUUUUGGGACCUGGGACCAAGUACAACAGUCUAAAAAUAGCAUUUGGGGGCAUUUCUCAGCUGGGGUCUGCAUCCUAUCUUUUCGAGCAUAUCAAACUGCCCAUUUCUUCUAACUUUCAUGUUUUUAUCACAACUAGCGGCAGUAUUUUUACAAUUAACGCUUUUGGGGCCUGGGACCAAGUACAACAGUCUAAAAAUAGCAUUUGGGGGCAUUUCUCAGCUGGGGUCUGCAUCUUAUCUUGUUCAGCGCCCAAAACUACCUUUGUGGACGAAGUUUCAUGCUGGUAUGCGAUUUUGCACAACAUUUUGGCUAACA